Messenger RNA from Clonostachys solani, 1569 nucleotides. The record is from the annotation of a GenBank genome assembly. NCBI's taxonomy places the organism in Eukaryota, Fungi, Ascomycota, Sordariomycetes, Hypocreales, Bionectriaceae.
AUGUCUUAUCGCACCGCAUCCAACAUUUCCGAGUCCCAGACAUCGGAGAGAGUGAACCAGGAACAGCAGCUGUUCAAUCUAUGUGCCUCCCAGGGAGCUAUAACUGUUGCUUGCAUAGCCAGGAGUGCUAUCAAGUAUGGCUCUUUUGAGUCCAACAGGGAUGCAUCACUCUCUGCCUUUCAAAGCUUCUUAUGCAAGCUCGCGCAAUUCUGUCACAAUGAUUCAGGCGGGGCGGCAAACACCUCGCUUGUAUGCCUCGCAGUUGACGGGGGGGCUGAGUUCCUCUUCACCACCAACUUCAGAAAACCGGCCGAGCUCGAGGAGAUUAAAAGAGGCCUUGAAGAUUUGCUGCGAUAUGCCACCACCAAUCCUGAAAAGCUAAACCCUAAGCCACUUCAGAAAAUGAUUUUAUGGCGUUUUCUUGAGUUCUGCUUCAAGAGGGUUGGUGCGUACUUUAGGACACUGUCCAGAGCGCUUGGUGAAUGCAUCGAUGAGUGCGAAUCGGCCCGGGAAUCUACAAUUACCAGGCAGCUCUGCGAGUUGAAGUCUAGAGUCGAAUUCCCACGGGAGAUGACUGACACAGCGAGGAACAAGGUCCUUAGAGAUUGCGAGACUUUUAUCAAGGCUAUCGAGGCGAGCAAGAAUAGCAGCCUUGGCGGAGAGAUUGACCGUCGUGCCAGGCAGGACGAUCAUGACCAGGCCUACAAAUGGUGCGAACUCCGUCAUUGUCUUGGGCGCCUCUAUUCAUAUCGUCAGGCGUCCGAGGCCGUUGUUGAGGCAACAAUGAAAUGGCCUGAAGUUUUCAGGAGCUUCAAAGUCAACUACAUUCAACCUGCAAAGCAAAAGAAGGCUGCGCCGCCCAAGUCAGCGAGAUUGGAAGACGUACUGCACUAUGCUUUUCCUGAAGACGACCUAGAAGAGUUCCAAGACGAUAUCGCUGAGCUUCAGAAAUACGGGCUCGAAUCGGAGAUCCGUAGGCAGGUCUUUGACAGGAAGACCAAGACUUUUAUUCAUGCAGAGGUCCAUCUGCACGACUAUCUUACCACGAUGAGAGAGGUCAGGCCAUCGGAUUUUUGGGAUGGGAAUAUGUUCAUCGCAACCAGCAAAUCGGUUUGCCGGCUUUGCCACUUCUACUUCCAGAACGACGACAAUGAGUUCACCGUCCAGCCUCCGCACAUGAACUUGUAUCCCAAGUGGCGCCUUCCCGAUAAUGCAAGCGAAGAGGUGUUGGAAGACCUCAUCGACAAGAUGCAGCAGAAUACGCUCAGCCUUAUUACAGAGAAGCAGCCGUAUUAUAAAAGGUACGAUUCGAGAACCGAUUCGCAGGGAUUCCAGACAAGAUCAACCCACAGACCGGUGUUUGACCGUUCCACUGCUCCUUCUCCCCUUGGCGGGCGCAGUUCUCAAUCGGGCGUCAGGCCGGGGGGCUAUCACAGUGAGCCUCCACCACCUAGCCAUGUGUUGGAUGAUACUCUCCCGCUUGAAAGUGCAUUUGGGGAUUAUGGAGUCAUUGGAGACGAAAGGGCUUCGGCACGAAACGGAGGAUCAAUGAUCGGGAUAGGCCUUUAA